This is a messenger RNA of Fomitiporia mediterranea MF3/22, 369 nucleotides long. Its product is annotated as Prefoldin beta-like protein. The transcript is spliced from 5 exons. Bases 1 to 369 code for a protein of 122 amino acids. Gene Ontology annotation, cellular component: prefoldin complex; cytoplasm. Gene Ontology annotation, molecular function: protein folding chaperone. The record is from RefSeq and is a predicted model, not a curated record. NCBI's taxonomy places the organism in Eukaryota, Fungi, Basidiomycota, Agaricomycetes, Hymenochaetales, Hymenochaetaceae. Gene Ontology annotation, biological process: protein folding.
AUGGCCUCUCUAUCGGACGAGACUUUGCGUAGAAUAUUACAACAAAUACAAGCGACCGCAGUCAACUCACAGCGUGCUCUAUCCGCAACGAAGGCUACUGCAGCAACUAAGGAGCGCGAACGGAAAAUCUUACAACUUACGAUGGACGAAAUAAGUUCCUUGGAUAAUGAUGUUAAUCUAUACAAAGGAGUUGGGAAAAUGUUUAUGCUCACCCCACGAGAUACGAUGGAGAAGGAGCUUAAAUCUCAAGAGAAGGAGCUUAACGAUGACAUUAACAACUUGAAUAAGAAAGCAAAGUAUCUGGAAAAGCAGUUCAACGAAGCAUCGGCUCAGCUCAAAGAUAUUUUCAAUAGUGCUCCGAAGAGCUAA